Blumeria graminis f. sp. triticale is the source of this 1770-nucleotide messenger RNA. Lineage: Eukaryota; Fungi; Ascomycota; Leotiomycetes; Helotiales; Erysiphaceae. The record is from the annotation of a GenBank genome assembly.
AUGUCGUCGUCAGUGUUUUACAAGUUCAAGUCCCAAAAGGAGCCUUCUAGAGUUGAGUUUGAUGGAACUGGUAUCUCAGUAUUCGAGCUUAAGCGUGAUAUAAUCAUCAAAAGUGGUCUUGGGGAUGGAGCUGACUUUGACCUCGCAAUAUUUAAUGAUGAUGAGACAGAAGAGUACGAUGAUGAUACGACUGUUAUCCCAAGGUCCACAACCGUAAUCGCUAGGAGACUGCCUGCCUCCAAGAAGGGGGCCGGCCGAGCCCAGCGGUACAUGACCGGUAAAAUGCCUAUGAAUUCUAAAAAUUCAACUCGUAAAGAUCAGGCAAAAGCCACCAAGGCAAACUCUGCUGUGAACAUGGCUGUGAACUCAAGUAUGACGGAAGACCAGCGUCUAGCAGCCAUGUUCGACGCUUCGAGCCAACAGUGGUCAGAACAACUAGAAGAAAUGGCAAAACAAACAAAAGUACAUCAUAUGGGGGGCAAAAAAGUCUCUGAAGGUGAACCACCGCCAGGAUAUGUAUGCUAUCGAUGUGGGGAGAAAGGACAUUGGAUAAAGGAGUGUCCUACGAACGAUGAUCCUAACUUUGAGAAUAAACCCCGUAUCAAGCGUACAACGGGUAUUCCCAGAUCGUUUCUGAGGGCGGUAGAUAAGCCGACUGUGAGCCCUGGUGAUGGAAAUGAUGUUAAACAACCGUCUGGAGUAAUGAUUAAUGCAGAGGGUCAAUUUGUGAUUGCAGAGCCAGAUAAAAAAUCAUGGGAACAAUUUCAAGCAAAAACUAAGUCUUCUGCUGCUGCUGAAAAGGCUGCUGCUGUGGGGGAUAAAGAGCUACAAGAUAGAGGUCUGGAAUGCUCAGUCGACAGGAGAAUAUUCUUAGACCCAAUGAAGACGCCGUGUUGUGAGAAGACGUACUGCAAUGAUUGCAUCACUAACUCGCUAAUUGAGAGCGACUUCACCUGUCCCGGCUGCCAGGCUGAAGGUGUAUUACUAGAUGACCUAAAGCCUGAUGAGGUAACUUCAUUAAACAUCAAAUGCUAUUUAGAAGAAAAAACUGCUGCUGCAAAAGAAGCGAGAGAAAAAGCUGCAAGUCCAAUUGCUAAAAAUUCACCAUCGAUUAGCGAGAAGGAAAAUCCAAAGCCCAAAUCGCCUUCACCGCAAUCGCCUCCUCUUCCUAGUGCGAGCGAAGGUGUCUCAUCGCCACUUCAUUACUGCAACGACGUCAAGCCCAGUUCAUCCGCUGGAAGUUCUGUAGCCACUGAAACUAGUAAUGCUAGGAAACGACCAGCUGAGCAACUCCUGGAGAACCCGAAGAUUCCGAAAGGUCCUAAAGCCAUGCAGCAACAACAACAGCAGCAGCAGAUACAGACGGGCAUGGCUGGAUUUGCCGGCAUGCCUUUUAAUAUGUCCCCAUUUUACGGCAUGCCUAAUAUGAUGAAUGGGUUUGGUGCACUGAAUGGCAUGUCUAUGAUGCCCGUUGUAAAUCCUAUGAUUAUGAAUUCAUAUGGUAGUUUCCCAAAUAUGUACUCAUGUCUCAACGGCUUCAAUGCCAUGAAUGGCAAUCUAAACAUGAUGAACGUAGGAAAUAUGGGUAUGGAUGGCCUUGUGCAUGUAGCCAACGACGUGUCUCAUGGGUUUCCUAAUCAGCAAAAGACAAUCUUCUCGGAGCCGCUACCUAACGAGGAAGAUAGUGCUUACUUUCGUCAGCCCGUCAAUCCACACCGACAUCAGGGGCGACAGCGACGGGCCCGACCGCAAGAUUACCGAGAGCUCUGA